AUGUCGGGUGUUGGGGAAGUGGCCGCGAAUAAGCGUCUUUGUACUCUUGUCUUGUGUGUAGUAUGUGCCCGGUCAUUGACUCAGUGCUAUGUGGUGCAAUCGUGGGCGGGAGUGCCCAUGCUCUGCUUCCGGCUGCUCACCGACCAGGUCACUAACCGAUGGCUCGUCAUGCGCAAGUGGCGCGUCGGCAUGCCCAUCAGGUACCAUGGCGCGGUGUUCAUCGACGAGGUGAGGGCCAGGAUCAAGGGCGUCGUGUCUGGGAAAGAGGGGGAGGAGCUCCGGGAGGCGGUGAAGAAGGUGAGGGCGACGCUCGAGGUCACCACAGCGCACGGCGGGCCAUUGCAGCGGAGCUUCGAUGAGUUCAAUGAUAAGCUAAGGCGUGCGUUGCGGUGGAUGUUAAGCUCAGCUGUCAACCGAUCGGGCAGAAGUGCUGCACGAGGGCAUCGGGGAAGUGGCUACGGGUGCAGUUUAUAA
This is a messenger RNA of Triticum aestivum (bread wheat), 474 nucleotides long. RefSeq names its product UDP-glycosyltransferase 86A1-like. The record is from RefSeq and is a predicted model, not a curated record. Bases 1 to 474 code for a protein of 157 amino acids. Gene Ontology annotation, molecular function: quercetin 3-O-glucosyltransferase activity; quercetin 7-O-glucosyltransferase activity. The transcript is spliced from 2 exons. Lineage: Eukaryota; Viridiplantae; Streptophyta; Magnoliopsida; Poales; Poaceae.